Echinostoma caproni is the source of this 1149-nucleotide messenger RNA. The record is from the annotation of a GenBank genome assembly. NCBI's taxonomy places the organism in Eukaryota, Metazoa, Platyhelminthes, Trematoda, Plagiorchiida, Echinostomatidae.
AUGAAGACAACUCCAGACGAGCUACCGUCCGUUACCACGGCUGUUACUGACAUUGAUAAACAGAUGGAAAAUUGUUCCAACGAGCCAGAAAGUUCCGAAUCCCGAUCGUUUUCCAAAUUCAGGCGUGCCUCGUCCUUGAUUAGUUCCAGUCGCCACGUGCGUCGUCCGAUGAACGCAUUCAUUCUGUUCUCCAUGCGACAUCGGGGUGAGGUGCAUAGAUUGUAUCCGAACAAAGACAAUCGAGUGGCCAGUCAGAUUCUCGGAGAAUGGUGGUACAAAUUGAGCGCGGAAGAAAAGGCGGAAUAUCAAAAACUUGCACGCGAGUUAAAAGCGGCACAUUUUCGACACAAUCCGGACUGGAGAUGGUCCGCGAAAGAGCGUCGAAGAUCGGCCCCUUCGACUACCGGGAAUAGCACAUCUAGUGCGGACAUUAUUUGUCCCCGUAAAGUGCAUACCAACCUAAUGGAAUCUGCAGUUUCUCCAGUAUUGCUGCGAUUUGUACCGUGUCCUGCUUUGACCACGGUGGAUGCAACGGACGAUAACAACGAUUCGGAACAACAGACUACCGCUUCAGCAACCGAUUCCGACACGCCCCCGACUGGGCUAGAAUUGCUCGCCCAUGCAGUGGAAUAUUUACAGUCCCAUGAUUGGCCCACAUCCGGCGGACUAGACAGUCAAGAUCCUCGGCCAAGAUCCGAACCAGUCUGCUCGGUUGCGGAUCCCGUUCAUAUUAUCGACUUGGACGCAACAGACUUCUUCCCAUCCCCUGCUUCAACAACGGAAGCAACAGGAUCAGAGUCAAACUCCGCGAAUAACCCUUCCGCGUCGUCACAGACAGUUUCCGAACCCGUCAGUUCGGCCACCACCACCAUCUCCGCAUCCUGUCCUGCCACCACCAGUUCAUCUUCGUUGGUCAUCAGUUCUAAGUUGAAUCCGGCUAACUGUAGUGCUCGCGCGACCACUACUACUGCAGCCCCACCGCACGUAGUGACCUCGAUCCCCAGCGCUCCGCACUGUCAGCGUUCGUACUCACUUCCAGCUGUCUCAUCCGGUGCAACUAUGGAAUCGGACCAGAGGAAUAACGUCCAUGAAGAUUCUCAACGCUCGUCUAGUUCUUUGGAAAAACCGUCUUCGGAAAGGAAUCAGUAA